Molecule: messenger RNA, 714 nt
Organism: Lasiodiplodia theobromae
Lineage: Eukaryota; Fungi; Ascomycota; Dothideomycetes; Botryosphaeriales; Botryosphaeriaceae
Product: Ribonuclease E inhibitor RraA/Dimethylmenaquinone methyltransferase
Exons: 4
Coding region: 1-714 (237 amino acids)
Source: RefSeq, a predicted model, not a curated record
AUGUCCUCUGCUCAGCUUGAUCUGCUUGCGAAAUACACUGCCUGCGACGUCUCGGACGCGCUUCUCAAGCUCGAUGUUCCCGGUGCUGGCUUUAUUCCAGACAUAGGUCCGCUCAAGACCGGAACCACCCGUGUAGUCGCUCCGGCCAGCACAGUCCAUUUCUCUCCCAAAACGACCAGCUCAUUCCCCAACCCUAUUGGCGACAAGCCUGAGCUGAAAGAACCUGCCGAUAAGAACGCAAGCAAGAUCGCUCCGGGUACGCCCUACGCCGACCUUGUCAACCCUGAAACAAUUGUCGUCUUGUCCCAGCCAGAAGGGCAGGCUUGCGCAGUGGUGGGAGGCAUAAACGGCGCGCGCAUGGAACAGCUGGGAGCGAAAGGCAUACUGGUUUCGGGACGAGUACGGGAUUUGGAUACGCUGAACGGCCUCAAGAUUCCCGUGUGGAGCAAGGGUACAAGCAGCGUGGGUGCAGGAGCUCAAACCAAGGCCUACGCCGUUGGAUAUCCGGUCGAGAUCGGUGAGGUGACGGUCGUGUCGGGAGACGUCGUUAUGCUGGACCCGGCAGAGAACAGUGCCGUGGUGAUCCCCAAGGAUAAGGUAGAUGCGGUGCUAGAGCUCAUUCCGAAGCUGGUGGAUGCGGAUGAGAAAUGCAUGGCCGACGUUUUGGCCGGCGGCACUGUCAAGGAGGCGUUCGCAAAGCAUCGAGGCCAAUAG